This is a messenger RNA of Pelobates cultripes (western spadefoot toad), 23593 nucleotides long. NCBI's taxonomy places the organism in Eukaryota, Metazoa, Chordata, Amphibia, Anura, Pelobatidae. The record is from the annotation of a GenBank genome assembly.
AUGUCUAAGCAAGUCGAUAAAGCUACUCAGUUUGGCAAACGUCACCGAACGGUCUUGAAACUAAUUCUUUUCUCAAUCCUUGGUGCAGGUAACAUAAUAGAAUUUUUUCAAUAUCCACCUAUAAAAAGAACAUUCUUACACUGAACUUUUUAUUGUAGUAUUUGUUAUUUAAUUUUUGUUUCACAUUUACCCUGAUAUAAAUGUAAAGCCAUUAUAAUUUGUUGCAUGCUUCUCACAAAUGUCACGGCGCAAUGUAACAUACAUGCCUAGUGGUUCUAGCCAUAGAUUAUGUGUAAUUGUCCCAAACAGUAUUUCUGAAAAAACGCUAUUAUACUGUGCAGCAAUGAUACAGAAAAGCUUAAGAUUAAAGAAAAAGACAAUUGUGGGAAUGGUGCUCUGGAAUAGAUGAUUCAAAACAGAUAAUGUAGUUAAUUUUACAGGAAAUUGGGAAUUCCAAAAUAAAAAUUGCAAAGAGCUUAACAGACCUUCUUCGGCCUUUCUUGGCUAUGCCCAUGAUUGUGUUUUUUGUAUAUCUUUCUGCUUCCUAAGUACAUUUUGUUACCAUUUCUUCAAAUGGCCAACAUUCUUAAUUGGCCCUUUGUGGUCAAAGUUACUGUCUACAACAACAAAUUCACGGUUCAUCUCCUUACUUUAACAUCUCUCCUCCCCAACAAAGUCAGUUUGCAAAACACAACGUAAUUCCAUCUCCAAUGGCAUAUUUACAUUUUAAAUCCCCUUUAGGUUUAGUCUUAAUGCCCCUUUUCCAGUUGAAAUAGUUAGAAAACUAUUUUUAAAAUGUUAUUUUCAGCAGUUAUAAUCUAAACGUGUAAUUCAUGACUAAUAAUCCACUCAUUCCGAUUUUCACAGGUUUUUUGGCCUUCUUGAUCGCCGCCUGUAUAUUGAAUUUCCAGCGAGCUUUGGCCCUGCUUGUUAUUACGUGUGUAGUGUUUUUCUUCGUCUGUUAUGACCUGCUUAAGAAACUCCUUGGAGAGAAGAUUGCGAAAUUUCUAAGUCCACUCGCGAAAUUUUUUAAAAAGCAUAGAAGAUGGAUAAAGUGGUAAGUGCAGCUUACAUUUGGUUCUAGUUUUAGAUGUAUUUAACAUUCGUCGUAAAGUUUGUCUGUUGUUGAGCGUGUGAAUUUUAGUCUGCACAAUGCUUGUUGAGCCUAGAACGUAGGGUAGCAAAAUUGGUCACAGGAACAGCACUCACUCCCAGCGGCCACAGAUGCUCCGGAACAGGACCAGCAAUCCCAACACACGCUUAGAAAGUAGGGUAGCACCAGCAGCCAAAAACCCAGCCAAUUUGGAUACCAAACUGCAUCCCCACACUUUGUUUUAUAGUAUGAGAUAUUAUUCAUGCUUACUGCCUUUUUAGGCUACUGCCUUUUUAGUUUCGCCUACACUCUAUUCAUAUCUCAUUCAACUAAAAUAGCUCAACCAUAUUGAGUGACAAGUCAAUAAAAUAGCCAUACAUACAUUACCCAAUACCCAGCCUUUUCAUAUUCCAAGACGUAUUUUAUAAGAUCCCUACACCAACAUCAAUGCAUAGAGAGGACCAGAAACCAAUGAUGGCUAAAUGCAUAUAUGGUUAAAAGGCUCCAGCAUAGCUACUACCAGGAGGAACUCAGUGGAACAUCAUGCAUACAUAUAUUACUUUAUUUUUCACUUUAAUAAAUAUAUCUGGACUUCGUAUCUAAAGUCACAGUUACAGUAUUUAGAAUCUAGAAUUUUAUCGAUAUACAUCUUGCGGUAUCAUCUCGGUAUUUAUUACUGUUGAUCGUAUUAAACUUCUUUCUCAGUAAAGUUUAGAAAUAUCUGUUAGUGUUCCAGGAAUAGCGUUAGUUAAUAGCGUCUAUUUGUGUGUUUCUUUUUCAUUGAUUUCUUUGUAUCCUUCCAGGAUUUUCUCGUUGUUAGUUCUUGCUGGACUCAUCGCUUGGUUGGUGUUGGACACGUCCAAAAGACCAGAACAACUCAUAUCAUUUGCUGGAGUCUGCAUGUUCGUCAUCCUCCUGUUUAUUGUAUCCAAACACCACCGCGCAGUAAGUGAAUAAAUGUAAAUAUAAAAUGAAUAAGAAGCUAUGGAUGUUUUAUUGCAAAAUAACUUGCUACCUCUCACUGUAUAAUAAUAAUGUUAUUGUGUCCUGAAGUUGUUUUUUUUUUUUUUUAAAUGAUUCCUUUUACUAGAGUACAGCUUAAAGAUACUGUUCAACUAACACAUUAGAUGAUUACCCCAUGUGUGCUAAAGGAUGUUCUACUCACCUUUAUAGCCCUUGCUGCACCUGUCUCUUUGCUCUCAUCCCAGCCAAUCCAAUGUUUCUCCAUAGGGAAGCACUGGGAGGCUAUUGCGCACGCACUGCAAAUCGCUGCUCUGUACCAAUCAGCUUCUCCCUAUGGAUAUUGUAGCGGAGAUCUAGUAUUCCACAAGUUAUCCCCGCUUAAGAUCCCAGUGAGGCUCAGGAACAAGUAUUUAUAAAUCCAUAAGGCAAGGUUUCCAGCAGGUAAAAUAAUAUAGCAAUAUCCCAACAGCGAUCCUAAUGACUGGACGACACACAGCAUCAGGAGCAGAACUAAACUUUUAUUCACACAGUGGCCUUAUAAAGCAUGCUCCCAUGCAAGGGAGGGAUUUACAGUAGUUACUACAGUGUCCAAUCAUACUCGAGUAACCUCCCACACAUCUCCUGCCCUUAGCCUGACUCAUAAUCCCCUUAUACAGUACACAAAUUCCCCCAGUUUCUGGAUGUACCCCUAAACUUAGGGGUACCCAGGGCCGGACUGGCCCACCGGGAUACCGGGAAAUUUCCCGGUGGGCCGCGGCAUCUGGGGGCCGGCUGGGUUCCUGGAGCGCCAGCAUGCUGCAGCUGCUUGGCUCUGUGAAGGAAGCGGUCAGGCGACUGCAGCACUAUAGCGUGGCGAGCUGCACUCGAGGGGGAAUAAGAAGAGGAGGGGAAUAAGAUGAGGGAGGGAGAUAAGAUGAGGGAGGGGAAUAGAAUGAGGAGGAAUAAAGAGGGAAUAGAAGAGGGAGGGAGGGAAUAAGAAAGAGGGAGGAGGAUAAGAAGAGGGAGGGAAUAAAAGGGGAAUAAGAAGAGGGGAAUAAGAUGAGGGAGGGGAAUAAGAAGAGGGAGGGCGGGGAAUAAGAAGAGGGGAGGGGGGGAAUAAGAAGAGGGGAGGGAGGGAUAAGAAGAGGGGAGGGAGGGAAUAAAAAGAGGGGAGGGUAGGAAUAAGAUGAGGGGAGGGGGGAAUAAGAAGAGGGGAGGGAGGGGAAUAAGAAGAGGGGAGGGAGGGAAUAAGAUAGGGGGGGGAAUAAGAAGAGGGGAGGGGGGGAAUAAGAAGAAGGGGCAGCUCUAUAGGACAGGGGCCAAGACAGGGAGCUCUUUCACACUACGCGCGCGCGCGCACACACACACAAUACAUCCCUAUACAUACACAGAAACACAACAUGCUUCCCUUACACACAGAGAAACACACAAUGCAUCCAUUACACACACACACACAAUGCAACCCUUACACACAAAGACAAUGCAUCCUUUGCACACAUACACAAAAACAGACAAUGCAAACCCGUACACACGCAUGCAAACACACACACUUCUUUUCUUACAUACACACAGAAACACAAUGCAUCUCAUGCACACACAUACAGACACACACCUUGCAUCCCUUAUGCAUACAAACACAGAUUCACACAAUGCAUCCCUUACACACAACCAGAAACACAUAAUACAUCCCUUAUACACAAAUACACACUGCUUCCACUACACACAAACACACUGCAUCACCUGCACAAACUGGUAACCCUAUACACUACAUACCAUAAGCACACAUAUUAGAUCCUCUACAAUAACACAUAACACAUCCCCUACACACUCCACUCCCUGUGAGCGAACUCAUGGGUGGGUGGAAUUUAUGAGUGGGCCUUAUGGGCAUACUCACCGUCAGGCCCUGGGGCCCAGACCUUGAGCUGUGUAAGGGGCCCCAAAAAAUGGAGCUGCUUCCAAUUCUCCCAGAACAUUGAAUUUUGUGACCACAAUUGCAAACAGCCUCCAGAGAUCCUGUUCUACACCAGACCAGUGGAGCCAAACUGCAGCCCAUCAUCAUCCUCAUCUGCUUGUAAGUAGGCAAUCUAUUAUAUUAUUAGUGACACUAAUCUAUAAUUUACCUCACAUUAAAGGGACACUAUAGCUUAAUGAAGUGGUUCUGGUGUCUACAGCUGGUCCCUGCAGGCUUUUUAAUGUAAACACACACUGUGUGCAGCACUGUCGUUAGUUCAUAUGGCAGAUCAUAUGGGUGGGGCAUUGUGAUGUGACAUGUGGGGGCAGCAAAUUUUUAUUUUGUCUAGGGCGGCAAAAAUCCUUGCACCGGCUCUGAUCCUGGGCAGGUGCACCAGUCUACUUGACUGGUUUUGCCCCCCAGGCCUAAGGCUGCCAGCCCUCCCCUGGCUGCUGGGGAGGUCUUUUGGCGGCCGCUGGCGGACUUGUCCUGGCGGCCGCUGAGGGAGCUGCGCGAGCUGCGCUGGCUCUGCUCCCCAGCACGCAGCUGAAUGAGACCGGCGCCGGAAUAUGACGUCAUAUUCCGGCGCCAGUCUCAUUCAGCAGCGCGGGAGGGCACUAACACAGGAAGCACCUCUAGUGACCGCCUGAGUGACUGUCACUAGCAGUGUCACUUUGAAGCAAUGUAAACACUGCCUUUUGUCUGAAAAGUCAGUGUUUACGUUGAAAAGCCUGUAGGGACAUGCUAUAGACACCAGUACCACCACAUUAAGCUGUGUGUGUGCGUCUGCUAGUGAGUGAGCUUGCUUGCAUGCGUGUGCCUGCUAGUGAGUGAGCUUGUGUUUUUAUGUCAAUGAGCUGAUGUAUAUCAGUAAGAUUGUUUGUCUAUGAGGCUGUGUAUCAAUGAGCUUGUGUGUGUCACUGAAAUGUCAGUGAAAUUGCCUGUGUCUGCAUGUGCGUAUGCUUACUGUAUAAUUAAACGUUUUACCCUGAAAGGACCAAUAUUUUAUAUUAGAAAAAGCAAUAUAUAUAUAUAUAUAUAUAUAUAUAUAUAUAAUUACUCAAUCAUCUGUCCUGGCAAGACAUAGCCUUACAUAUUACACGCGACAAUAUAUGGCGCAGUGACUUAUGGGGCUGGCACAAAUUUUUUUUCCAGGGCUGCUUUGUAUCCCCAGUCUGGCCCUGGGGGUACCCCUUUAAAGGUCACAUCCCCUGGUAGCCCUGAUCUGGGUGAGGAACAUAUCCAAAAAUCACCCAGAUCGGACCAGGGGUUCGGGAAAUCUGUGGAGGUAAUAAAAAGACCGACCAUGCUGGAGAGAACAGCCGAAAUUGGUUCCAUGAGAUGGGGCCCUGCGGUCGGUCACAGUACAAGGGAACAAACUACACGAAUUGCUAGUGUUACAGAGAUCAGGGAGGGUUCGCAUGAAUCCCCUUGUUCGGUUGUUUCUUUCUACCGAACGGGGGGUCAUUCGGUAGUUUGGAAGCGAAUACAAGGUUAGUGUGGAGGUCUCAAGGGUGUUCGCCUAGUCGAGUGUCCGAUUGUUCAGGAGUUUUAAAAUGGCCGCCGCCACGUGUUCGUUUCCCGAAUGGCGGCCACCCCGAGAACAAAGGACCCACUGCACAGAUUGUCAAUUACCGGUUCGCAACAUUGUUGCAACUGGUAAUUGAAGGCACACAUCACACUGGGGAGGUCUGACUGUUCGGUAGUUUCAUUCCCAUAAUUGCUAGAAUGAUUCUACCGAACAAUCAGUUGAAUACUGCAUACAUUUCCACAUAUAACAUUGCAAUUUAACCGGACAUUAAAAUACAUGAAAUUUCCAGGAUAGCCCAUCAUCUCCAUGCUUUGCAAUAUUUGCAAGACUGAAUAUAGGAAGUCCCUCUAGUGGCUGUCGGAGUAAAUUAAUAUUUAAAAUGAGAGUUUUCAGAUUCUUACAAAAAAUUGUGGAAUUUUGGUUCGCUAAUUUCUAUUUGGAAAUUAUUGAGUCAGCCUAUCUAGUGGAUUCCUCCUUAAUUAUAGUUCAUUCACAAUUGUUAACAAGACAUGUCUUCUUUAAACAAUAACCAAAAGAGCAAUUUGGGCAUCCAACAUACCUAAGCUUUAAAUUGUAUUCAUAGGCAUAAAAUACAAAUGUCAGUAGAAACUUGAACACAUUUCAGCUCAUUCAUUUAUUUUAUUCCCUUCUAUUUACGUUAUUCACAUUCUCAUUUUGUUUCAGUAGCAUCUGACUGUCCACUACCACUAACCAUUUUAGGAUUUGUAUGUUUUGUACUGAGGACAGGUCACCAUUAGAUUUGAUUCAUUUUGGCCAAACCAUUUUUUCAAACCUUCAACACUCGUUCAUUCGACGUUAGGCUCGUCUGAAUAUGGUUCAUGAAAACAUAUUGGGGAAAAUUAUUUGGAUUGGCCAAUUAGUAUACUGCAACAUAUAUACAUAAUGUUACUAUUGUCUUGUAUUGUCUUUUGGUUCACAGAUAAAGUGAGAAAAAGUUAGAGGGAAAAUGAGAAGGAGCAGUAAAGUAAUCUAUAUUUAUAUAAUAGAUACAUUUAUUAAAUACAUAAGAGAUAAAUAUAUAUAUUGUUACUCUCCCCCCCCUCUAUUGGUCACCUCUAACUUAAUCUGUGAAUAAAAUCAAGAUUUAGUGGCUGUCCUGUCCCCUAGCUAUCCUACAGCCUUUUUUUUUUUUUUUUAACUCCGAAUCUCGAAGAAAACAUGCUUGUCCUUUGCUCUAGUCUUUGGUAAGUUACACAUCUGUAUGUUUCAAAGAUAAGCCUAAAUUCACACAAAUUGCAAUUCGACAGAAUCCAAAUGCACGAGGCUAGUCACCAUGAUUGGACACACUUUUUAGAAACCCAUUUACCCAUAUUACCGUUAACGGUACAAGAUUUGAAUAGAAAUUUACGCUUUUAUAAAUCAACCUGAUUACACCUCCUGGUUGUCAAUCAGACAACAGGUCAUGUUACUUCCUGGUUUGCUUAGCUCAGUGAAGCUAAACUUAAGAGGCAGCAAUUGCCCAGAGCACCUGCCUUGCAAAGAUUACUUAUUGAGCAGCAUUCAGAAGUCUGUUAUUGGACAGAUACAGAAGGUCUGGGCGGGGAUAGAAGGGCGAGGAGCUUGCAAAGUCAGCAGGCAUCAACCAUCACUCCUUGGUAUCAUAGAAACUAACAAAUACAUAAGGUGUUAAAAUCCAAGGUUGCCAUCUGUACUCUGAAAACCUGCUCUGUCUGUUUUUUUUUUUGUUAUACUUUCUUUAGAGUAUCAUUGUACAUUUAACUUUAGCCCUGUAGACUUUAACAACGCUCAGUUAAUACAUUAUGACAAUCAUUUAUCAGUAAGCAUGGCCUUCCCAUUCUAAUUUAUCAACACAGCAGGUGUGUGCUUUUCUCUACCGAUGGGUCUCAGUUAAUAGCUCCAAUUAUACUGUACGAUGCCUCCAUUCUCUGCCUGAGACAUGCUUUCAUUUACAGGAGAUCUUUUGGUGUCUGUGAGCCUUUAUUCUAUAUUCAGGCAACUGAUAUAUCAGAUCAGCCUAUGCAAUCUAAAAUCAACCACAGUGUUUCAGGUUACAGAUCUGACAGGGCAAAAAUAAUUUCACAGCUUUUUAUUUAUUUGCCUUUAUUUGCCAUUUAUUACAUAUUUUAAUCCAGAAAGGUGAGAUUUGUUCAUUUUCUUUCUAGGUAUCCUGGCGGGCAGUAUUCUGGGGUAUUGGACUUGAAUUUGCUUUGGGUCUCUUCAUCAUACGUACUGAACCAGGGUACCAAGCCUUCAAGUUCCUUGGAGAACAAAUUCAGGUAGAAUCCCAGUAGAAUCUACCAGUGUUGCAAUUCCUCUGACAUAUCUCAAUCAUUAAGGGCACUCAUACAACUAUUUAAAAUUGUAGUAUAUGAAAGUAUAUGUAUUACCAAUUGAACACAAUCUGUUUGAAGAUAUUAUAUAAUGCAGUGGUCAUUAUCUUAGUCCAUGAGGCAGGGAUAAUGUGCCUAAUAUCACCUAAUGAUCUAGCUCAGAUAGGUUAUAGGCUCUGCAUGGUUAUUGGUAAAUGUGUCUAGAUUCUCAGCUCAUUGUAGAUAGUGGUGAUUGUUGAAAAAAAGGAUGAUGGAUUAUAUAUUUGGUCAAAUAAUGAUUUAAGGAAUGAUUCACGAUUUAACUCCAGUAAGAUACAUCAGAGAAAUUAUACUAGAGCCAUCAGCUGUGACCGUCCAGGUCUUUUUGUUACUUUUUCAGCAAAGUAAGUGCAAGAAGGAAAAAAUCUGGAAUCGUUAACAAAAAUCUUAGUUUCUAAAUACCAGAAGAAAAUCCAACAGUGAUCAACCUAGGUAUUCACUAAGGUUAACUUAUUGGUUAGGUCCAUGGGAAUGGAUCAGGAUUCCAAAAUUACUGAAACAAGAUGAAUUAAAUCCAAAAUGCUGGUUAUUUUCCAUUGAUCUUCGAGUGAUUGUUAGUUUGUGUAGCUUAUCGUUCAGAGGUUGACCACGAGCCUCGAACGUCGUGUUAGAAGCUGUUGAUCCACACAUUUCUGAUAAAAACAAAGUCAAAAGUUUGGAUGGAAAAAUAGUAACUUAGAACUUUCUCGUGUCUACAGAUUUUCCUGAACUACACCACUGCUGGCUCACAGUUUGUAUUUGGAGAAGAGCUUAUUAAGAACGUGUUUGCUUUUCAGGUUGGUAUAAAUACAUAUACCAAUAAAUGCUGGGAUAUGAGGUGACAAUUCUUCCCAAGUGUUUACUAGUUGUGGUGUUUUGUCGGAUUCUACUUAAUGCCAACAGUGUAUUGUUACAGUUACAUAGCAGCUCAAAUCCUUCAAAGAUUACUUUUCAUGCAUCUGUUCAGCUGUCUGUCAAAGAUGGUGAAGAAUCUGAAAUUGUCUCCAAAAAAUAUCACUGACUCUAUACUGUCAGUCAUUUUCCUCUUGGAUAAAAAAAGCUGAUAUUGUUUUAUUGAUCUUCUUUUGUUCAAUAUAUGCUUUAUUCAUGGGAAGUGUUUCAAACUAUGACUGGGGACUAAUUGUAGCAAAGAGGGGUUUCAGUUUCUCUUCUGGUUUAGAGUAUUUUCUUUUAACAAGGAGCCUCCAGAAGAGAAGACUACAACAGUCCAUAAAAGACUGGAUUUUUUGUAUCUUUGCGCACUUGUAUUCUUAACGCUUUAGUGUACCUUUAAAGACCCACUGAUGUAGCAUGGGAACCCAAUCUUGGAUCCUGAACCAUAGGUUAUAUACCUGAGCUUGUUUGUAAUAUAAUCUAAUAUAUCCAUAUUAGUAUAAUUAAACAUCUUUGUAAUAUUAAAUGAUCUAUGACAUUUUUAGUAUCUCUUCUUUCGCAGGCUCUUCCUAUUGUGGUCUUCUUCAGCUGUGUGAUGUCCGUUCUCUACUACAUAGGGAUCAUGCAGUAUGUCAUUGUUAAGGUAUGCUGUAGCUUUAACAGCAAAUUGAUAUAUCAUAUUUUAAUCUGCUACAUGCUUCCGUUAUAUGUUUCACCAAUUAGACUUGCAUAGUAAUGCUAUCUAUCAAAUGAAAAAUUAUUACGUUUAGAACUCAAAGAGAAAAAAUAUUAUUUGCCACCAGCAAGUUUCUCUCUUAUAGUUACGAAUUUGGUGUAAGAGGAAGCUGCCAAAUUUAGACCAAAAUAUUGUGAUGGGAAAAAAAAACCUUCAGUUUGCUAACAAAAGCCCUUUUUCCAACUCCGAUAUUUUGGUCCUUGUCGGUAUCUUGCCAUGCAUUCAUUUUUUCACGUAAAUAAUUUUGUUUCGGUUUAUUUAGAGUAUCAGCCAUUUGUGCCUCCUGCCUUGAUGAAUUAUACUUGUAUUAAGGUAAAUUAUCUUGCUUUGAUCUUCCAGAUUUCUUGGCUGAUGCAGGUUACGAUGGGAACCACUGCUACAGAAACAUUGAGUGUUGCUGGGAAUAUUUUCGUGGGACAGGUAAUUGGGGCAUGACCCUAUUGUACAGCUCUGCUGUACAUGUUGGCACUAUAUAAAUCAUUGUAAUUAACCCAAUGAAAAAGAAAACCAUUGGAUUCUAACAAAACACGAUGAUAUAGUGGAGCAGCAGGUGAUGAGUGCCCUGGCCCAAGAAGCUUACAAUCUAAAGGAUUAUAUGUACAUACGUAGGUCUUUUCCUAUGGGUAUGCAGGAGGGCAGCAUGCUAUGGAGAUGUGAUCUAGAACAAUAUUGCAUUUGUAGAACAUCAAUUGUUAUAGACAAAGUUUAAACUCACAUGACUGAUGAUAUUUCUUUGGAGCCUGGUUUUAAAUUCUAACACAUACAAAGAUUUUGAGCUCCUAGAAGGUGUGAUCAAUUUUACAAAAUAGAAACAUUUGGAGGAUCCAAAUAAUUUCUUUCAAUAGCCCCCUCUCAUCCAGCUUCACCUGACAGUAUACCCUGUGAAUUACAAGGGAAUUAUUAGUGAAGCUAGAAUCCCGGAUUUCUGUUUAUCUGUAUGUAUGUUGUGUAUGUAUGUAUGUAUGUAUGUAUGUACAUGUGUGUACACGUCAUGUGUUACAAAGGAAAUGUUUGUUUUUUUCAGACUGAAGCUCCACUCCUUAUCCGUCCUUAUCUGCCACAAAUGACUAAAUCUGAAAUCCAUGCUGUGAUGACAGGGGGCUUUGCAACCAUUGCUGGAAGUGUGAUGGGAGCCUACAUCUCCUUUGGGGUACGAUGCUCUCUAAGCGAUUUUUUAAACAUUCUGUUACUGUUAUUUUUUAGUUUCAUUAACGAUCCGUAGUCAUGGCAAUUAACUUGGCACUCAAUUAUAUUGUAAUUAUAAAAUGAGGGGUGCGUGUUAGCAUUGCUGAUUAAAAACUACAAUAUGACACACAUAUUGUAAUGUUUAUGUAACUUAAAACCGAAUUGAAAAAGUUAGGCAAAAAUAACCAAGCCAUGACAAUCACUGAUUUGGAGAAUUUUUCAAUUCUAUUUUAGAUAAAAUUUUACAAUUAGCAUUUUGUUUACCCGCUGUUUAGUGACUAUACCACCAUAGUCUUCACAUAUCACCCUACAGCAGUUAACCUUUUCUAGAAAAAGGGGAAUAUAUUAGAGCAUAGAUUAUACUCGUGUUUUUUGUGAACCCUGAAACCUACAGCCAUGCCCUGUCUGCUAUCUAGUAAUGUUAGUUUACAGGUAGAUGACACUGAUGCUACAUCCUAUCUGUGUUUCAUUCACCUAUUACUGUGGUCUUUGUCUCGGUCCCAGAUGUUAAUAAUAUAGAUAAUAUAAUAAUAUAGAUUUAGAUUCAUUAAAGGGACACUCUGGGUGCCAAUACACGCACUAUGCAUUUGAUUUUGGUUUUGGCCUCAUUAAUGUGCUGUAUUUUGUUGCACAAAAGAGAAUACGCAAACUAACACUAUUAACAGGUAUGCAUGUAUUCUUAAAGGAAGACUAUAGUGUCAGGAACACAAACAUGUAUUCCUGGCACUAUAGUGUUUAACAUAACUAUUUAGGUCUCCGGUCCCUCUUAGGUCUCAGUAAAAAGGUUUAAAAUUCACCUAUUUUCCCACGCCACUCUGGUCUCGCUGCGUCUGGCUCUGCCUGUUCCUGCCUCCUUGGCUGAGAUCAUCAAACUUAAUAAUCGCAAUUAAAUCCUUUCCCAUAGGAAAGUAUUGGGAGGCUAUUGCACAUGUGCAACAAAAAGCUGAUUUGUCUGAGUGACCGCCACUAGAGAUGUUCCUAGGCAGUAAUGUAAACAUGGACUUCUCUGAAAAGGCAGUUUAUACAUUAAAAAGCCUGCAGGCACACUAAGCUGUAGUGGUUCUGGUGAAUACAGUGUCCGUUUAAGAAUAGUGUUACGAAAUAAAACAUGAUACAUUGUUAGAUCAUCUAAGUGAUACUGUGCCAGUGAUGCUAUCUUUAGUCGGGUUUUGGGUAUCCAUAACAUGUUAAAUUAAUUAAACACAUUUUUAUGUUUGAAUGGAGAGAAAGGAGAGCCAUAAAAUGCAAUAUAUACCUAAAUAAAAGAAGAAUGUAGCGCUUGUAUAUAAAAUCAAUAAAUUGUCGCUUUUUAGCAAUUUCAGAGGUGUUGGUGUGCUUGAAUAACCAGCAGAUAAAUACCUAAAAAGAAAAUAGUUGAAUAUAGUGCAGAUGGUAUAUCACUGGAUAAUAUUUAACGUAAAAAUUAUUUAUAAACUCACAAACAAGGAGCUAUAGACCCAGCUCUAGUUUGCAUCGCUUUUGGAUCCGUUUAGGCGAUCCUCCCCUUUUGGUGUUGCAAAUCUUGUCCUGAGGAGGGGAUAAAAGCAGAAGCGAUUGCGCAGUACUAUUUAUGGGUUUCUUAUUAAAUAAUAAAAAUUCCCAAGUGGGUGCUUACAAGCCCAGAGCCAAACAAUAUGACUCAAUUCACACGUAUUGUGCAGUUAUGGCACUCCCAUCCAUAAAAUGAGGAAUAAAAUGAGGAAUCCAGGGAUCAGGAUCAAAAAAGAAAAUUAAAUAUAUAAUAUUAUUAUUAUAUUCAUUUAUCCAGUUGAAAAAGCCACAGUGUAGUGGCAAAACGUGUUCUGGUAUUAGGCACAUUGUUGCUUUUUUUAUACUUUGUUACAAUAAAUUAAGCUUUUAAUUUUCUUUUUUGAUCCUGAUCCCUGGAUUCAUCAUUUUAUUCCUCAUUUUAUGGAUGGGAGUGCCAUAACUGCACAAUACGUGUGAAUUGAGUCAUAUUGUUUGACUCUGGGCUUGUAAGCACCCACUUGGGAAUUUUUAUUAUUUAAUAAGAAACCCAUAAAUAGUACUGCGCAAUCGCUUCUGCUUUUAUCCCCUCCUCAGGACAAGAUUUGCAACACCAAAAGGGGAGGAUCGCCUAAACGGAUCCAAAAGCGAUGCAAACUAGAGCGGGGUCUAUAGCUCCUUGUUUGUGAGUUUAUAAAUAAUUUUUACGUUAAAUAUUAUCCAGUGAUAUACCAUCUGCACUAUAUUCAACUAUUUUCUUUUUAGGUAUUUAUCUGCUGGUUAUUCAAGCACACCAACUCCUCUGAAAUUGCUAAAAAGCGACAAUUUAUUGAUUUUAUAUACAAGCGCUACAUUUUUCUUUUAUUCAGGUAUAUUUUGUUUGUAUUGUUGGAAAGCAUUAUACGAAUGUUUAGCAGCUAGCUUGAAGUUACUUUUAUACAUUUUGUACAUCAAAAUAUGACUAAAUAAGCGCUGGUUCUUAUCUACAUUUUGUGCAUAAAAUGCAAUAGACUCCUUACUAUCUCUUUUACACUGUUUAUUUCAUUGCUCCUGGGUCCAUGUUUACAACCCUGUUUUUGUUAUUUAUAAGUUGUGUAUUGCUCAUAAAGAGACGUGCUAUCAUUACAGAUUGAUCCGUCUUCGUUGAUUGCAGCCUCUGUCAUGGCUGCCCCCUGUGCUCUUGCCUUAUCCAAGCUGGUCUAUCCCGAGACUGAGGAAUCAAAGUUCAAAAGUGAAGAAGGAGUAAUUCUUGAAAAAGGGUAAUUAAUUGUGAAGCCGACUAAUUUGGCCUCAAAAACUCCUAAUCACAAGCAUUGGGCUGAAGAAUAAGAUUUUUAUAUAUAUAUAUAUAUAUAUAUACAGAUUUUAUUUUUGUUUUAUGUACAAUCUCUUUAUUUUACAUGUUUUCUAUUUUGUAUCUUAUUACCCUCACAUACUGCAGCUCACGUUUACAUUUACUGGACAAACUCAGUUUAUGAUUAUCUAUAUAUCUGUGAACAAGCUGUAGAACGAGAAGAGACUAUAAUUAAGUUCCAGUGAUUUAUGUGAUCCAUGACCAUCAUAUUUAGACAAAGAACGAUUUGUUAUUAGGGGAUCAAUGAGAAUCCUUGCUAGCUUUCUGCUUGUCUGGGGGGACAUCCUGACCCCUUAUGGUUAUUUAGUGGUCCUAGGAACUUGGGGAACUGGGUUUCUUUCAAUGCUUGUCCCAAUCAUAUAGUAAGUCGUUAAUCUCUAAAAUAGCAGUUACUGUUGUUACCAGCAGUUUCUAUGCUACAAAACUUAUCAUUUAGUGGCUGGUAAUUUAUGAUCGCAAAAUCCUUCCUACCGAGAUUAAUAGUAGACGAUAAAACACUAAGUACUUGCUGGUUUCCAUGUUAGAUGGAUCAAAAUUACCACCUGUCGCAAUUGAACUACAAAUUUCAUAUUCUUCAUGUAGGUGUAAAAAGUCAAGUUAAUGAGUGCAAACUCUCAUUACAGUCCAUAUUAAAUAUAUAUAUAUAUAUAUAUUUAUUCUAUAUUUAAGUACAAUAAGCACUUAGCAUGACAUAUGUAAUUUUCAAUACAUACUUUAGAAAUUUGACAAGUGACGUGUACCGAAACACUAAGUGCAGUUCACUCAGGUCAUCGCAGGUGACGUGCACAUGUGCUGAGCAAACCUUUAUAGUGUCAUAGUGGAGUUAUUAUGGUCAUAAUUUGGUAAAUGCACCUUUUUCUUGAUUAUUGUAAAAUGGGUAAUGCUAACUGGUAGUCGGGAUUAGAAUUUAAACAAAGGAAAGGACAAGGAAAACUGCUGGGAUUUUUUUUAUCUGCAAACAUUUAUUGGCUGUUACUAUUAUCAUUAUCCUAAUUGCUGAUUUUUAAUCCCAAUGCAUUUGAAGGGACACUAUAGGCAGCCAGACCUCUUCAGCUCAUUGUCAGUUGAACCCUGCAAUUGUAAUUAUUGCUGUUAUUGAUAAACUGCAAUAAUUACCUUUGAGGGUUAGCUCCACCUUAUACCCCAUAGGAAAGCAUUGAUUUAAUACUUUCCUAUUGGGUAGUCCUGAUGCAAUCGCGCCGAUCUCCGCACAUGCGCAUUAGGUCCCCAACGUCGGCGGACCCAGUGCUGAGGGAAAUCGGUGCUGGAUUAAAGUAACAGACAAAAUAUAAUUUUGGACUCCUAGCACUAUAUUUUCCCUUUAACUUAAUUUUGUUUGUGUGUGUCGGUUGAUAUUGUGUAGCAGCCUCCGAUGAGAUGCAUUGAAUAAAUACAUAUUUAGCAAAUUUCUGCUAUUGAUUGCAAAUAUAAUGUACCUUCCGCCAUGAACAGAAACUAUUUCUAAUAUGACAUGCACUGUUAUUAUUUCAGAGAAGAGAGGAACUUGUUAGAAGCUGCCAGUAAUGGAGCAUCUGCCUCUGUGGGGCUAGUAGCCAACAUCGCAGCCAACCUGAUCGCAUUUAUUGCUUUGCUUCAGUUUGUUAAUGCUGCCUUCUCGUGGCUGGGAGGAAUGGUCAAUUACCCUGAGCUCACUUUACAGGUGAGAAAACGGAAGUCGUUAACUUUAGAAAUGGCAACAUAGAACUUGAAAAUUAAUUAACUAAGAGAGAAAAAAAUGUUUCACGGUGUUAGAAUUUUUAAUAUAUGUCAUUUAUAUAUAUAUAUGUGUCCUAGCAACAAAAAGUGUCAUUUAUCGUGUUCCGUCCAAGGAUUUUCCUUUUCUUAGUGCAUACAUACAGCCCAAAUACGUUCUAAGUGUAAUUAAAUGCAAGGUCUUCACAGUUUGUUGUGGACGUAUCUCUCUAUUAAUAGUUGUUGUUUGAUUAAUUCUCCAUCGCUAGCUGAUCCUCUCCUACAUCUUCAUGCCCAUCGCAUUCAUGAUGGGUGUAGAUUGGAAUGAAGCAGACAUGGUUGGGGAGUUGCUGGGAACCAAGAUCAUAUUAAAUGAAUUUGUGGCUUACCAAAGACUGGCAGAGUAUAAGAGCCUCCGACUGACAGGUGUUGAAGAAUUUAUUGAUGGACAAAAGCAGUGGAUAUCGGCAAGUAGACUGUAUUUUUUUAGUUUGCUCAUAAAAAUAACUUCAUGUUCUCUUUAAUGUAUCUUUCCAGCCCAGUCUUGGUUAUCUCCACCAUCCUCUACGAAAAAAAAAAAAAAAGUACCUUGGUAACAUAAAACAUAGGCUCUGUGUUCCUUCCGCGAGCAGGCUGGUCACGUGUGGCAAUGCUCCGAUACGGUGCUGUGCUUGCAGUAGGACAGGAGAGUAAGCCUGCACACACACACACACUGCACCCCACACACACACUGUACCCCCCCGCACACACAGAAAAAAAAUAGAAUAGAAAAUAUUCUACUUUUGGAAAAAUAUAGAUACAUUUGAGUACUUUUUCUUUUUUUUUAAAUAACCCUCUUUUCUAAAAAAAUUAAAUAUUUGCACUAUAAAAUUAGUUACUGGGCACUAGUGGGCGGUAAGGAAGUUUUACCAUCAACAAAGAUACAAAAGUGGGCGGCAGGUAUUAAAAGGUUGACUACCCUUGAUCUAAACCAAUGAAACGCUUAUUUGGAUUCUAUCAACUGCCGAUAAAACAUAUCAUUUUAAUUAAAUCAAUGCCUAGCUAACAAAAAAUACAGCUGCUGUUUUUCCAUUUGAGAAAUUAUCCUUACGACUCACUGAAUGAAACACAACGUAUGUAAGAAUAUCAUAAAAUAUCUAUUUUACAUUUUCUAAUAUCCAACAUAAAAAUAUAUAUUUAAUAAUCAAGCGCUCAGUGCAGCAUUCGUGUAAGAAAACUAUAAAUUGUGGUUUGAAAUAUUGACUUUCUAUGUCUCUCACUUUUUUUUUUUCUUACUGUGAUUUGCAGGAACGAGCUGAAGUCAUCUCCACGUUUGCCCUUUGCGGGUUUGCUAAUGUCAGUUCCAUUGGAAUCAUGUUGGGGGGACUGUGUAAGUACUCUGUGUUGUGCAUGUAUAGAUGGACUAUGUACUGGCUGUAUAAAUUGUGUUGCUAUCGAAGGGCUGCACUAGUGCUGAGUGUUUUCUUGCUAUAAAUGGACCAAAUAAAUGAUAUAAGUGUUACUAUAGAUGUACUCUGUAAGUGGUUUGUGUUUAUUCUGUCCCACCCUACGUCUUUGACACUUUUUAAUUAGUGCAGAGAAAUACAGUCUGAGGUCAGGGCCCUCUUAACAGCAUUAUUGGCCCCCUGGGGCAAAGUACAACCACUUACAGGAAUAAAAAUUUAAAUUAUUGAUAACAUUAAGCCUAUAUUUAUUGGUACCUCCAACAAAAUCAGUGUUUAAACAUUAAAAAACAUGCUGUACUGCAGAAAUUAAUCCACACAAACGUUUGGACAAUAUAACAUGAACCGUUGAAAAAUGGUGGGUUAGUGCUUAGUGAAAGUGGAGGUUAUUACUUGUUGUGGAUAUGAGUGGGUGAGACACAUGGAGGGGUUGGGAGAAACACAUGGAGCGGUUGGGGGUGGGAGAGAUACCUGGGGCAUGGGAGAAACAUGUGGAGAAACUUGGGGUGGAGUGAGACAUUUGGAUGAACUGAGGGAGGCCAUGAAACGUGUGGAGGGGCUGGGGGAGACAAUGAAACAUGUGGAGGAGCUGUUGGGGUUGAAAUGAGACACGUGGAGGAAGUGGGGGAGGGAAUGAGACACAUGUUGAGGGACUGGCAGGGGAAAAUGAGACACAUGGAGGGGCUGGCAGGGGGAUAAGACACGUGGAGGGGCUUGGUGGGAGGGAUAAGACACAUGGGAGGAGCCCAGGGCAAUUUUCGCACCAGGCCCGCUGGUUUCUAGUUACGUCUCUGAUCACAUGCAUGAUUUAAUUUUCUGAAUAGCAAUAAUACCCCAAAUUGUUUUACAUCACAGGUACCCAAGCCCCAUAAAGCAUGUGCCUCUCUUUGAUUAUCACACAAAUGCUUGAAUCUAAUAUAUGACUGUUUGACUCUGUUCUAUAUGUGAGUGUUGAUUGGUUACUUAUAUUUCAGCCACCAUCGCUAUGGACAGAAAAAGUGACCUUGCCAAGGUGGUGCUUCGAGCAUUGAUGACUGGCGCAUGUGUCUCUUUCGUCAAUGCUGCCAUAGCUGGUAAUUAGAAUGAUGAAAUUACAAGUUAAUGAUGUUGAAUAUUGUGGUAUAGGUGACUGUUUUAAAUACAAAUGUAUGAAAGCAAUAUUGUAACCACUUCAAAGCACACAAAUACAAAUUUUUAGUUUUUUUUUGUAAAUAAUCUCCAACACUAAGCACAAGGAGUAUAUUGUGGUGAUAUAUUGCCAACUUAUUAAUCUUGGUCCAGUGUUAACUCAUCUUUUAAUUUAGAAACUCAAAUAUUGUUCCAAAUCUUAGGCUGAAAGACAGGAUUCUGAUACAUAAUUGAUGUAUCAUAGACUAUAUGACUAAUUACUUUAUGACUAAUUGACUAAUGACUAUAUGGACUAUUCUAGUGAUCUACAAAAACAGCUUGAUUAGUUCUUAGAUACCAUUCAAGAAAGUUUUAGAUCUCAUGUGCUUUUACUGUGGGAACAAUUUGCAUAUCAGGCUGGUCCAAACCAGGAGGGCAGUCAGGACUGAAAUGUCAAGCCAGUUCUCUCUAGAGAACUAGCCAAAACAUAAUCUGAGAUCAUUAUAUUGGGUCUCCUUGGUGUGGUAGGCUUAUUAGGAUUGGACAAUAGCUUGCCUGAUGUACAAAAUCACCAUAAUGUCGCAUUUGCUCAGUGGGACCUCCAGAUAAGUAUUAAAAAUGAGUUUAUUAUAAAUUCGUUUUUUAAAAAUAUGGUGGGACAGUAUCUGUCCUACAAUUGCUAGAUCAUUAGGUGUGAUUUAAACGUACGGUUCAGUCUUUUUGUCAUUGGUAACUCAGGGAUUCUGUAAUCCAAAACGGCUGAUGACAUUCUGUGACAACAGGAUCCUAAAAACCUCAACGUCUGCAUGAAAUAUGCCAUGUAUCUUCAUCAGUAACUGUAAGGCGCCCUGAAAAUAAUUUGGACCUACAAUGUCAGAUUUGAAUCUCCACAUAGUGAAACUAUUUUGACAACAGUCGAAAAUUGGCCCUUAGUAUGAUAGAUUCCACUUCUAGACAUAGGAAAACAUUUUAAACCUGGGGUUAAUGAAGGAUGGAAAAGUGGUGGAUUUUGUGCAAUACUCCUGUGUAUGUCUGCUUUUUUACAUUGUGGCUUGAUUGCUUUUGGGGCGCACUUCUCUGAACAUGUAAUAUAUUUGUGAUUAGGAGAACUGCAUAAAUAUAAAAACCAACAUUCAGUUUAACAGUUUAGAGCGUUCCUUUAACACUAUCUAUGCUGAAGUGCCGUAGGUGUCUGGAGUGUCUUUUUAAUAAAAUAAAUCUUAGCUGCAGAAAGUGUUUCUAUCCAAAAAUACUGAGAGAUUGGGUAACUUACAUAUUUAUUUAUUUUAGGAAUUUUGUACAACCCGCCUCAAUUGGAUUGCUUGGGUUUCUUUAGCCAAGGGGGUGCUUUGAAUCAGAGCUACAGUCUCUAUGCCUGCUGUGAGGACAUUUUUGGAAGGUGAGUGAUGUUUUCUAUUAAUUAGUAUGCAUUAGAAAUGGGUCAUUCACUUUUACUCUGUCUGUCUGUCUUUCUGAUCACUGGAUACUGCCGUAUAGGGCCAGAUGGGGCAGUGCUCCCUAGGCUGGAUUUACACAUCAGGUGCCUCUAGGAACAUCAUUCUAAGGUGCCCCUGCUGCCCUCCUAAAAAAUAAUUAUAGAACAGAUACACUGAGUUUAUUGACUUUAUUAACUAGUCACUGCAGGCAUAAAAAACAUCUAACAAAACAUAUAUUGAUAUUUGACAACUGCAUAUGUCACUAUGUAUGCCCAUAUUCCUGCUUUGAAUGUGUUGUGUUAACAACUCUAUAGAUAGUGAGUGUAUGCAGCUGUGUAAAUGCAAAGUUAAAGGAUCACUGAUUCACUAUAGGGCCAGGAACACAAACUUGUAUUCCUGACCAUAUAGUGUUAACACCACCAUCUAGCCCCCCGGGGCCCUCAUGCCUCCAUAAAUAUAGUAAAAAUCUUACUGUAUUCAAGCCUGAAGCUGUAAAUCUGCAUGCUGUUAGACUCAGAAAAACAAGCAGUCUGCUGACAUGUGGUAGCCUGAUCCAAUCACAGUGCUUCCCCAUAGGAUUGGCUGAGACUGACAAGGAGGCAGAUCAGGGGCAGAGCCAGCAUGAUUCAAACACAGCCCUGGCCAAUCAGCAUCUCCUCAUAGAGAUUAAUUGAAUCAAAGAAUCUCUAUGAGGAAAGUUCAGUGUCUGCAUGCAGAGGGAGGAGAUACUGAAUCACAGGUUGCUGUGCACAGUGCUGCCCUGUGCUCUGCUGACAGCAGAUCAGAGUGGAUGGAGGCAUAUUAUGCCUCCAUCAACUCCGAAGUCCCUCCGGUUCACUCUGAGUGACUGCAACUGGAGGUGUUCCUAGCUUUCAAUGUAAACAUUGUAUUUUCAGAAAUAGUAUGUCAUCUGUCUAUAAACGCUGUCAGGAUUAGCUGAUGCCCAACAUACAGAACUUAAGCAAAAAUUAAUGAAAAUCCUAAGACGUAUUACCGGGCCUUAGAAUGGCCGGGUUUAACAUAUAAAAGAAAAAAACCACAAGACAGGAUAUGGACAAGAAUGCAGAAAUCACUGAAACAAUGAACAAGCCAAGGGUCAGGGAAUAUAGAAGUCAGAAUAGUCAGGAGCCAAGACAAAGGUCAAGGAAUACAGAGAUCGGAUAGUCAGAAGGAAAGCCAAAUACACUAGAUUCAAUACAACGAACGCGCUCUCGGAUAACCACAAUGGAAACCACGACAGGGCACAGAGAAAUGGACAAAAAAGAUAUAUAUAGCCUAAGGUGCUCCCUGAUUCGCUGCUGGGAAGCAUGUGAUAGUGGACGUGUGUGACACACCCACACGUUCAAAAUGGAAUGGUACUCUAAGGGUUAAUUACAAACCCUUAAAAGCAUCUAAUCUGCAGCGGCCGGCAUCUCUAAUGAUUGCAGACCCGGCUGUGUGAGGGGGAGGAGCUAUCGUCAGGAGCUUAGGUGAGUGAUGGGCAGCAUUCCCAUUACCACGUGGGAAUGCCGCCAGACCGAGAUAUGCCUGUCGUGUCCCAAUCCGCUCCCGGGCAUGAGCAGACCCGGCGGGUGUCUGCAGGACAGGUAAGGAUCCGGCGUCAUUCACCUUGACGUGUGGGAAUGCCGCCGCAACGAUGCGCGCCCGCCUGGACCCAUACCGCUCUCUGGCAGGAGCGGACCCGGUGGGCGGCGUGAAAAAUGCACAGCACCAGGCAAGUUAGAGUGAUUGGAAAACAGCACCUUCCUCCCUAAACACACUCAAAAUGGCAGUUAACAAAACGUAUAGAGGAAGAGUAAGGAGUAAUUUACUUUAAAAAAUCAAAUUACAUGAUUUAAAAAACCUAACUACAUGAAAUGAAGCGUCAUUUUCUACUACAAAACAUAAUGUUGAAAAAUUAACUGUAAGCCCACCUAUAGCUAUCGUCAUGAAUCAUGGGCAUGGCCGGAUUUCACAUUAGGUAGAGUAGACACCUGGCAGCACUUGUAAUGUGCCCUUAUGAGCUUGGAUAUGCUGGUGGGGAGAGAUAAGUACCAGAAGCCUGGGCCAGCAUCCUCUGUAGUCAAGUCAGCCUUAAUAACAGAGUUGCAGGAACAUUUAUUGAGGGCGUAAAACUCAGUGCUGUCCCGGGUCCUCCAGUGUCUGUGUGUGAGGCUAGACAGGAAGUGGAAGGGAUCACUUCCCAUCUGCCGACUAUCAGCCUCUCACACAGGAAAUGCUUUGCAGGGGAAGCUUCCGUAAUGCGUGAUAUAUAACCACUCCUACAGCUCUAAUAUCAUCAUUUAGUUCUCAUGCUUUGUUGUUAAUUGUUUGGUUGCUUGUCUUUUAUUUUGUAUUGUCAAUACAGUGCUGAAGUUCAAAAUGGAAUACUUUCAUUUGGAGGUAAAUGGCAAAAUGUUACUUCCUCUCCCCUGUAUCUACAAAACUGCUGUAUGUUUUACAACAACACGGACUGCACUGGCUUGUAACCAGCAGCUGCCAAGGUUUUAGCUAAUGGACAAACAAGCUGGAUUCUUUAUACAUGGGACGGACAGACGUGCCUCACACGAUGACAUUAUUGGGAAUUAUAAGAAACCUUUUACUUUCGACAAGCAUGGACGAUAACACUUCAACAAUUCCUCUGACCAUGUACUACUGUUAUUACAAUAAUUCAAAGGAUGAACAGGACUUCAUACAGUGUAUUUGGAUUCAGUACCCGAUAUCAGAAUAUUUGUUUUUUAUUUAAUAUUUCCAUUACUUUGGUGACAUGCAGCAAACUUUCUUCACCCAUCCUACUUAUUAAUAGAAGUUAAUUUUCAUUGCUUAAUUCAUAUUCAGGACUUUACUAUUGCAGCUCACUAUGGUUACUACAAUAAAUUUGUUUUACCUUUUCAGGAACCAACUAUUUGAAGAUAUUCUUUAGCCAUUUAUUGCACUGCAGUCACUGUUUUGUCAUAGUAUGAAAUUACCACUCAGCAAAUAUUCUACUGUCUCUUGAAUAAGUGGUUUACUUUCAGAUGGACAGAUUUUAACUUGUGAUUUGAGAUAAAAUGUUUUCUUAAACUUAGGCCAACCAAAGAAAGCCAGGUCUAUGUUCCUUGUUCAAUCAACACAGCUUCCAUUCUGUACCCUCUUCCACUUUUAACUCCUUCCCCCCAGUCUCUGAACAAGAGGUCUCGAAACUUCUUCUGUCCUCUUCAUCGCCUUCCCUGAUCCAAUCUAAGUCCCCUAGACUGGUUCCUUUCCUAAUGCAUAUUUCAACCUCUCUCUGUCUACUGGCAUCUUCCCCUACUUCCUUAAAUAUGCAAUCAAAAAUCCCUUCCUAAAAAAAGCAAUCUCUUGACCCCACUUCUCCUUCUAACUACCAUCCAUAUUCCUACUCCUCUUCGCUUUUAAGCUUCUGACUUGUGUUAAUUGUGAAACUAACUUUCUCAGUGCUAACGGCAUAUUUGGCCUAUUCCUCCCCUCUGACAUGCAUUAAUUCCUCUUGUGUGUCUAUACCCCUCCCUCGUAGAUUGCAAGCUUGUUUGAGCAGGGCCUUCCUACCUCUUGCCUCUGUUAAUAUUUGGUAUGUCAACUACAUGUUGCCAAUUAUCCCCAUUUUAUCACUAUAAAGUUCUGCGGUAUAUCUUGGCGCGAUAUAAAUAACAAUACUACUAAUAUUAAACAGAUGCCCACAUCACGUUUCUCUGCUUGACGAGGUUUUCAAGUUAGCCCCGAACCUAUCAGAUUAAGAAGAAAAUCAGUGAAUCUCAAAUCAUCUAUAGUGCUGUCCAAGGAGCCAUUAGGCUGUGUUUACUUCUUCUAUAUGUCCUAUUACUGAACAUGGAACACAUAAUCUUAUAGCUCUAAAAGUUAAUCAAUUCACAGUCCCUUAAUGUGUCCCUUAAUUCACUGGAGUCAUAAUUCACAGGAUGUGAUGCCUUAAGUUUGGAACGGAUUUAUUUUUUUGGUAUGGGGUUUUCAAAAAAACCACAUGAACAGAAUUACAGUGAUAAUCUAGAACCAAUAUUGAGGCAUCAAAGAAAUUCAAUGAACAUGCGUUAUCCCCUCGAGUGGCAGGUCGUAGACAAGGUGUUAUGAAAUAAUACACUGCACAUCUCCAUGGCAGUCAAAGUCAUUGUAAAUAAAUCAAUUUGUUUAUUUAACAGCAACUAUAAUUAAAAAAGUGCAAUCAUUUUCUUGAGCUACUUUUUACAAUUUUAUAGGGUUUAAAAUAAUUUUGUGAAUAUGAAUUAAAAUAUAAUUUAUUAUCUUUAAUGCAUUUGUAUUUGUAUUUAUCCUACUCAUUUGAUGUUAACCAAUCAUCCAAUCAAACUUGCAGAUUUAGCUACCUUAUUUUUUGCAGAGAGAGUAGGAGAUUACAAGUUUGCCGUGAAAUUCAGCAAUUUUGCUACCAAUGACAGGACUACAAAUCAAUAGAUGGUCUUCUAUCGGUGGUUUCAUGCUCUCUG